Messenger RNA from Cadophora gregata, 618 nucleotides. It is a transcript of the gene SEC4, whose product is annotated as GTP-binding protein. Gene Ontology annotation, biological process: protein localization to plasma membrane; regulation of exocytosis; protein secretion. NCBI's taxonomy places the organism in Eukaryota, Fungi, Ascomycota, Leotiomycetes, Helotiales, Ploettnerulaceae. The record is from RefSeq and is a predicted model, not a curated record. Gene Ontology annotation, molecular function: GTPase activity; GTP binding. Gene Ontology annotation, cellular component: plasma membrane; endosome. The coding region runs from base 1 to 618 and encodes 205 amino acids. The transcript is spliced from 3 exons.
AUGGCUGGGACGCGUAAUUAUGACUUCCUGAUCAAGCUCUUGCUGAUCGGCGACUCUGGAGUCGGGAAAUCAUGUUGUUUGCUGCGGUUCAGUGAGGACUCCUUUACGCCAUCCUUCAUUACUACAAUCGGCAUCGACUUCAAGAUCAGGACGAUCGAGCUGGAUGGCAAGAGGGUCAAGCUACAAAUUUGGGACACGGCAGGACAAGAGAGAUUCAGGACCAUCACCACUGCUUAUUACAGAGGUGCAAUGGGGAUACUACUGGUCUACGAUGUUACUGAUGAGCGUUCCUUCAACAAUAUCCGAACCUGGUUCUCAAACGUUGAGCAACAUGCGACAGAGGGGGUGAACAAGAUCCUUAUCGGAAACAAGUGUGAUUGGGAAGACAGACGUGUGGUUUCUACGGAACGGGGACAGCAGUUGGCAGACGAGCUCGGCAUCCCAUUCCUCGAAGUCUCGGCAAAGAGCAACAUCAACGUCGAGAAAGCUUUCUACAGUUUGGCGGCAGAUAUCAAGAAGAGAAUUAUCGAUACGGCGAAAACAGAUCAAUCGACAAGCCAGGGUGUAGAUGUUGGAGCACAAGGAAAUGGAAAUGGUUUGGGAGGCAAGUGCUGCUAG